ACAAAGAGGAUAAAAGGCGCGGGAGCAUCGGAGAAGUUCAAAUCAUGGCGACGAAGAGUAAGAUCCUACAAAGUGCUCAACGCGAAGAAGCUGAAGAAAAUCCGCCGGAUUCAGAGAGCAAUGCGAAUACGUCGAGUAAGAAGAGGAGGAUCGAGUCUCAAAAUGUAACGAUAAAUCCGGAAGUUCUCGACUGUUACAUUUGCUGCGAGCCAUUGGCGAUUCCGGUUUUCCAGUGUGAAAAUGGACAUAUAGCAUGCUCUGAUUGCUGCAGUAGAAAUGUAAAAGAAUGCCCCUCUUGUCAUAUUAAAAUUGACGAGAUCCGUUGUCGAGCCAUCGAGAUUGUUCUUGAAUCACUCGAGAGAUCCUGUCAAAACYCAAGGUAUUGCUGCAAAGAGAAGUUGACAUUUGGUCAGAGAAAAGAGCACUUGAACACAUGUUUAUUUAGUCCAUGUCCCUGCCCUCUAUUCGACUGCGAGUUUGUCGCCUCGUCGAAGAAACUCUACUCACAUUUCAACCAGAAACACCCUACAUCAGCUUUUAACUUCGAAUACUGGCCCACUUCGAAUAUUGGUCCACCUUCACCAUCGACCUGAAACUCGACGACAAGUUUCUCAUCCUCCGAGAAAAGAGAGGUGRAGUUCUCUUCGUGCUUGCUAGUAGAACCUAACCUCUGGGAAAGGCGAUCACUGUGAAUAGUAUCGGGUGGGCCUCGAUCGAGGAUCGACCUUCCUUUAAUGUGGCUAUUAAAUCUAAAAAAAUCACACUCAGCUUUCAUUCAGAAGUGAUGAUGGUCGUUAGGGAGCUGGUUGAUGAGCCAUUUCCAGAGGAGUUCCUUAUGAUUCCCAACAAGAUUUUUUAUUCUAAUAAUAAUAACCAGGUCAAGCUGGAGCUUCGCAUCUGGUAGAAAGCAGCAUCUUUGUUUUGGUUGAAUGUUCUUUUGGUUUAGUUCAUACUUCAUAUGGUGAAUCAGAAUUGAUUUGCUCUGGUUUUGUGGCUCUGGAUGCAUGCUGAUGCUGCCAUUUUGUGAAGCUUUUGGUUGGUCAUAAUGGAUGGGAGGCUGAACAUUUUUGUUAUAUCCUCUUUUUGGGACAAAUGCUGGUUUUUGGUUGGUUUUAUGUACCUAUGUUAUGGUAAUAUUAUGUGUAAAACAUUUUGUUGUAUCCUCCUUUUGGAUGUUGUUGGGUUUCUUAGCUUCAAUAGUUUGCCACCCCUAUGUUUCUUACCCGUA
Messenger RNA from Momordica charantia (bitter melon), 1228 nucleotides. The record is from RefSeq and is a predicted model, not a curated record. Lineage: Eukaryota; Viridiplantae; Streptophyta; Magnoliopsida; Cucurbitales; Cucurbitaceae.